GAGACAGAGACUUAUGGGUGCUGAGAUUUCAAGUUAGUCAGUCAGAGCGCUGUCGUUGUCAUUCCACGCCCACAGAUAUGAAAGCGGUUAUCGUGACAGCAGUGGUGAUGUGGUCCUAACGUGCUUCUCAGCUGCGAAGAUGACAGAUGUUGCUCACACUUCGCGGUUUCAACAUAGCGUUUCGACAGCGGACGGAAGCUCCUCCGUGCUCUCGUGUGAAGUUUUCUUUGCUGCCAGAGGACAAAAUGGGAAACAACCACCUGUUCUCUGCCGGGACGGCGGUUAUCUGGGCGCUACUCUUCAGUCCGGCGGCUCUCUGUCACGAGAAGACCCACUCACAUGCUGAAGACGAGCUUUUCAAGACGCUGUUUGCAGGGUACAACAAGUGGUCGAGGCCUGUGCCAAACAUUUCCGAUGUGGUCAUCGUCAAGUUUGGACUCUCCAUAGCGCAGCUUAUAGAUGUGGAUGAAAAGAACCAAAUGAUGACAACCAACGUGUGGCUUAAACAGGAGUGGAAUGACUACAAGCUUCGCUGGAGACCGUCUGACUAUGACAACGUGACAUCCAUAAGAGUGCCGUCACAGCUCAUAUGGGUACCAGACAUCGUCCUCUACAACAAUGCUGACGGUGAAUUUGCUGUGACUCACAUGACAAAGGCUCAUCUAUUCUACACGGGCAAAAUUCGCUGGGUGCCUCCUGCCAUUUACAAGAGCUCUUGCAGCAUUGACGUCACCUUCUUCCCCUUCGAUCAACAAAACUGUAAAAUGAAAUUUGGCUCCUGGACUUAUGACAAGGCCAAAAUUGACUUGGAGCGUAUUGAAAAUACUGUGGACCUGAGCAACUACUGGGAGAGUGGUGAAUGGGCCAUCAUCAAUGCAGUGGGAACGUAUAAUACAAAGAAAUAUGACUGCUGCCACGAGAUUUACCCAGACAUCACCUACUUCUUCAUCAUCCGACGGCUUCCCCUAUUUUACACAAUCAACCUUAUCAUCCCCUGUUUGCUGAUCUCAUGCCUCACUGUUUUGGUUUUCUAUCUCCCCUCAGACUGUGGUGAGAAGAUCACUUUGUGUAUCUCCGUGUUGCUGUCCCUCACCGUCUUCCUGCUACUCAUCACAGAGAUCAUACCGUCCACAUCCCUUGUUAUCCCUCUCAUCGGCGAGUACCUCCUCUUUACCAUGAUUUUUGUCACCCUGUCCAUUGUUAUCACUGUCUUUGUUCUCAACGUGCACCACCGCUCUCCCAGCACUCACAAGAUGCCCCACUGGGUCCACUCUGUGUUCUUGGACUUGAUUCCACGUUGGCUGUUCAUGAGACGGCCUGCACCAGAUGGCCGUCGUCGCAGGCUACUGCUCCUUCAGCAUGAAGCGGCGGCGGAGCGCCGCCAGCUCCGAAUAGCUGGAUACAAAUCGGGCAACUGCCUCAGCACCUCGGCUACCUGGUUAAGAGAUGGGACCACAUUGGAAGACCCAGAGAGAAGCUGUUAUGAAGACUUGGAGCUGGGAACACUGACAUCCUAUUUCUCCUUCCGUCCUCCCUCACCCAGACCUCCAGGGACAACUCCUCCACCACAACAAAAAAACCCACAGAACAGCCAGAGCCGACAAGAGGUGGUGGCAGGGGGGAACAGGCAGUUAACUGGAACCAGAGGUAAUUCCACUCCUCGGCCAGCUAAAGUUGACAAUAAAGUCUCACAGUCAGCUUUCCUGCUUUCACCAAGUGUCAUGCGUGCAUUACAAGGGGUGCACUACAUUGCAGACCACCUGAGGGCUGAGGACGCUGACUUCAGUGUGAAAGAGGACUGGAAGUAUGUCGCCAUGGUGAUUGACCGAAUCUUCCUGUGGAUGUUCAUUAUUGUCUGCCUGCUUGGGACAAUUGGCCUCUUCUUGCCCCCGUGGCUAGCUGGCAUGAUUUAAUGCUUGUGGGAAAGUGUUGAAUUCAUAGCCACCUCCAACUGAAUGAUACUUUAAAGUGUAGCUGUACUCUGCUUCAAAUCUGGUAAUAUGACUCAACUUUGUGUAACCCAGUACAACCCAGGUGUCCUCAAAAGGCUGUUGUGCUCCUUACACAUAACCAAAUUGAACUAUUUUCAGAUCCUUGUCCCUAGUUGGGUAAAAAUCAAGAGUUUGUUGUUGCUAUGAUGGCAGUUUUAAAGAUAAAUCAGACUCAGCUUGCCACUCUCAGCUGUCCAUACUUGGUUCAUGUUUCAUCUCAGAUGCACUUUGUCAGCCUCAGGUUUAAUCCCUCAGCACCAUCUGUAAUGAUACUCGGGUUAAGUUUGACCUGAAUGCUAACAUUUGCAUGUUAACGUUCACUUAAGUUAACACAGAUGUUAGCAACUGUGCUAAUGCUGGUAUUUGAACAUGCAAAUGUUAAUCACUUUUUAGCAUGUUAGCAUAACAUGCAGGUUAAAUAAGUAGUGCCAACAGCGGUGUUAGCUAAGGUAUCACAGUGAUUUGAGCACUUUUUUCUGUAGUUUCAGGGAUUCCAACUUAAAACUCAAUAACUUAAUAACACUGCAUUCACUGAUAGCAGAGGGAUCAGUGAAAGCUGUUUGACACAUCGUGAUCUUAGCAGAAGUCAGACCUCAGUUUAUCAUCCAGAUGUUGGCUUGUUAUGAAAGGUUCAAAGAUGGAGAUUGAAGGAAACAAGCUUAUUUUAAAUUUGUCUUAUUUGCAUGAUUCUUAGUAGUCUGUCUGUCUGUCUGACUGACCACUGGUAUGUCCAGAAAAUGCAUCAGCAAACAUAAACAAACCAAGAGCAUGGACUGCUAAACCACAUGUGCAAAUUCACCUUCCUGACUUUAACCCCACUGGGGGAUGUCACCCAUAAAGUAACUACUGGAUUCUAUUCUACAUUUUGAUUGUUAAUUGAUAUUUUAAUAAUAUUUAUCAUGAAUAUUGUCCCUUGGAUUCUAACUAAAGUUUUCUUUGACCAUGUGUUCUGGAGGAUGGUAAAUAAUUCUUAUCUUAUUAUCCAUAUCUGAGACAUGGAUCUAUCCUCUUCAUUGCAUCCCUGGUCUGAGGUUACUGGGACUAAAUGGACUGGCUGCCAGAAAGGUGGUCUUGAAGAUUAGAUAAAAAAUUAAAUAUAAUAAUUUUCCAUGUAAUGUGCCAGCACUGGUCAGUGGUAUUGCUCUAAGAUUACUUUUAACAUGAAUUCAUUUGGUACUUUUAGAGGUUUCCAGUGAUGAGUUGAAAUAAUUUACAAGUGAAGAUUUCAGUCUGUGGUGCAAGAUUAAUUAGGAUGCAGGAGCCAACGGAUGCAUGGAUAUUUAUGGCAGUCUGUUCAAGCUGCCAUAAUACUGGUAUGCCAGCAAAAAUUUAAAAACAAAUUGGCUAAAAAUAAAUAUGUAAACAUUGCAGUAUGGUUCGCAUUUUUUUUUAUCAGACUGAAAAUUG
Archocentrus centrarchus (flier cichlid) is the source of this 3398-nucleotide messenger RNA. It is a transcript of the gene chrna2b, whose product is annotated as cholinergic receptor, nicotinic, alpha 2b (neuronal). Gene Ontology annotation, cellular component: postsynaptic membrane. Bases 147 to 1913 code for a protein of 588 amino acids. Gene Ontology annotation, biological process: monoatomic ion transmembrane transport. The record is from RefSeq and is a predicted model, not a curated record. The transcript has 6 exons. Lineage: Eukaryota; Metazoa; Chordata; Actinopteri; Cichliformes; Cichlidae. Gene Ontology annotation, molecular function: acetylcholine-gated monoatomic cation-selective channel activity; transmembrane signaling receptor activity.